This is a messenger RNA of Salmo salar (Atlantic salmon), 6262 nucleotides long. RefSeq names its product transmembrane protein 63Bb (gene tmem63bb). The record is from RefSeq and is a predicted model, not a curated record. Lineage: Eukaryota; Metazoa; Chordata; Actinopteri; Salmoniformes; Salmonidae. Gene Ontology annotation, cellular component: plasma membrane. Gene Ontology annotation, molecular function: nucleic acid binding; calcium-activated cation channel activity.
GUUGUUGGAAGAGAGGCUCACAAUGGAAUAUGUCGGGCUUCCAAUUGCCGGUAAUUAUAUUCCUAGCGUUCGCGUCCAUUUUCGGUGUCGUUCAAAGGGACUGUGAAGCAAUUCGCUGCUUUUAAAAAAAAACUUUUGCAACAAAAAGCCCAUAAUGGAUUUCGAAUAUGUUUCUGACGCUUCUCAGUAGCUUACUCUUGUGAGGCUGAUUGCUUGGUUUCCAGACCUCGUCACCUUGGUGGUGGAUUUGUAACGAUAUAUUUAGCCUCUCUCGUUUGGGAUAUUGCCAUUGGAGCAAGAGAAGACGCAAACGAAACGGAAAAUCAAAUCAAAUUGGAUUGCCAGGUUUCCAGGAAGAUGUGGCUGUGAGCUUGCUCAGAGUGCUGAUCCUGUGGGUCUUCACCUGAUCGUGACCAUGGGGAUAUGGCCGGGUGGUGUCCGGGCCUGCAUUGCAGGUCAGGAGAACUGCUCUGCCAACAAUGAGUCCAAAGACUACUGUUACUCAGCCCGUAUCCGCAGCACCGUGCUUCAGGGCCUACCCUUUGGAGGGGUCCCAACAGUCCUUGCGCUGGACUUCAUGUGCUUCCUGGUGCUUCUCUUUGUCUUCUCAGUACUGCGGAAAGUGGCCUGGGAUUAUGGACGCUUGGCAUUGGUGACAGACGCUGACAGAUCGAAGAAGCGUUUCAGCGGAUUGGAGGAGCGGGAAUAUGUUGCCUCAGCUCUGCAUUCUGAAACGCCAGACCGCUAUGAACGUCUCACUUCAGUCUCCAGCUCUGUCGACUUCGAUCAACGGGAUAACGGCUUCUGUUCCUGGUUAACUGCCAUCUUCAGAAUAAAGGACGAGGAGAUCCGGGAGAAGUGUGGUGAGGACGCCGUGCACUACCUUUCCUUCCAGCGCCACAUCAUCGGCCAGCUGGUGGUUGUUGGGGUUCUGUCUGUGGGCAUCGUCCUGCCGGUCAACUUUUCUGGAGACCUUUUGGAAAAUAAUGCAUACAGCUUUGGGCGGACCACUAUAGCAAACCUGAAGUCUGGGACUAACCUCUUGUGGCUCCACACUUCGUUUGCAUUCAUAUACCUGCUUCUGACUGUGUACAGCAUGAGACGACACACGUCAAAGAUGCAUUACAAGGAGGACGACCUGGUGAAACGCACUUUAUUUAUCAAUGGGAUCUCCAAAUAUGCCGAAGAGGUCCACAUAAAACAACACUUUCAACAAGCCUAUGAGAACUGCAUUGUUCUUGACGCUCGAAUCUGCUAUAACGUAGCCAAGCUCAUGUCCCUGAAUGCUGAGAGGAAGAAGACAGAGCGCAGUUUAAAGUUCUUCACUGAUCUCAUGGCCAAAGAGCACAUGCCCACCAUGGUCAACCCCAAACCCUGUGGCCACCUCUGCUGCUGUGUCAUCAAGGGCUGUGAGCAGGAAGAGGCGGUGAGCUUCUAUACUAAGCGGGAGGCCAAAUUGAAAGAAGAGUACAGAAAGGAGAAAGAGAAGGUCAACACUAAACCUCUUGGCAUGGCGUUCGUCACGUUCCAGAAUGAGGCCAUGACUGCAAUAAUCCUAAAGGACUUCAAUGCCUGCCAAUGCCAUGGCUGCACAUGUCGCCAAGAGCCCAAGUCAUCCCAGUUCAGUGAAAGUCUCCACAUCUACAACUGGAGUGUGAGCUAUGCUCCUGACCCUCAAAACGUGCGCUGGGAGCACUUAUCGUUGGGGGGGGUUUCCUGGUGGAUUCGCUGCUUCAUCAUCAACUGCAUCCUUUUCCUCCUGCUCUUCUUUCUCACCACGCCCGCCAUCAUUAUCUCCACGAUGGACAAGUUUAACGUCACCAAGCCUGUGGAGUAUCUCAAUAACCCCAUCAUCACCCAGUUCUUCCCUACUUUGCUCCUGUGGGCUUUCUCUGCCCUGCUGCCCACCAUCGUCUACUACUCUGCUUUCUUCGAGAAACACUGGACGAGGUCGGGGGAGAACCGGACCACCAUGCACAAGUGCUACACCUUCCUCAUCUUCAUGGUCCUCUUGCUGCCUUCACUGGGUCUUAGCAGUUUGGAUGUCUUCUUCCGCUGGCUGUUUGAUAAGAAAUUCCUUGCUGACGCCACUGUCAGAUUUGAGUGUGUCUUCCUACCUGACAACGGAGCCUUCUUUGUCAACUAUGUCAUUGCCUCAGCGUUUAUCGGUAACGCCAUGGACCUGCUGCGGAUUCCAGGCUUGCUCAUGUAUAUGAUCCGACUGUCCCUGGCCCGUUCCUCUGCAGAGAGGCGCAACGUAAAGAGGCAUCAAGCGUUUGAAUUCCAGUUUGGAGCGGCCUACGCCUGGAUGAUGUCCGUCUUCACUGUAGUUAUGACAUACAGCAUCACCUGUCCAAUCAUCGUCCCCUUUGGUCUGAUGUACAUGCUGCUGAAGCACCUGGUGGAUAGAUACAACAUGUAUUACGCUUACCUUCCCUCGAAACUGGACAAGAAAAUCCACUCAGGUGCUGUCAAUCAGGUGGUGGCAGCUCCCAUCCUCUGUCUCUUUUGGCUGCUAUUCUUUUCCACCAUGCGCACAGGCUUUGUAACCCCCACAUCCAUGUUCACUUUGGUGGUCCUAAUCAUCACCAUUGUGGUAUGCCUGUCGCACGUCUGCUUCGGCCACUUCAAGUACCUCAGCGCUCACAACUACAAGGUACGGGUCACUGUGCUCAAGAUUGACACCAAGGAAACAGAUGUUGACGUGGUUGAAAAUGGCCGCCCACCACUCCGCACCUUCUCCUCUCCUUCUAAUAAGUCUCAGCAACCAACGUACAUUGCCCAGGUCUUACAGGACCCAAUCAUGGAUGAUGCUUGCACAGGCAGUGGGGAGGAAGAUCGGGGGUCCUCACAGGAUGAGGAGAUGAUCAACACUGGGAAUAGUCUCAAUGAAGCUGACUUCCAGUCUGGUGAAGACAGCCUCAUAGCCAAUGAGGUCCACCAGUAGCACUACCAGCUGAGAAGGGGAAAGAGCGAAAUAUGGUGAGAGAGGGAUUUUGGAGAGGAUGAAUGCCAGACAUGAACAACAAGCCACCAACUACACUUUGGAUUCUAAAACAAUCUGCAGUCAUUCCUCCCCCAUGCUCCCCCACUCUGUCACCUUUUUUCUGUUGUGCCUCUGCACAUUGGCAUUACCAGAAAAUGCCAGAUACAUCACAUCACAUCACAUCACAUCUCACACACACACACACACACACACACACACACACACACACCGCAGUGUAAUUGUGAAUGGUUUUGUUAAGUAUAAUUUGGAGAUUGUCUGUGCGGAUUCUUCAAAGUCCCCUCUCAGUGUAUUUUGAACACCUAUCGGCGCGAUAUGAAUCUGGGUGUUGACGCCCCUUGUUUUAUUUAUUUAUCUACUGGAGUCCUACACUUUUAUGGAGCUUCUAUGGAGCACAAGUCCAACACUGGUUUUCAUCAAAUCCAAAAAGAUGGAGUCCCAGAAAAGAAACCAUACAAUAGCCUAGACUUUGUACAUAUCCCAAAAUAUGCCAACCGUUUUUGUGUCUCUUAUUGGAAAGAGGGGAUCAAAAUUGUGCCUGGUUUGGGUUUCUUUUCAUCCAUGUUUCCUUACUAAAUCCCCAUCAAGGUGGCUCAGGACUGGUGGAGAGGUCAUGAAAUUUAGGCUACAAAGCCUCUAAUGAAAUCCUGCUCCAAACACAGGUCCCAUUAACUUUUAUGGGUCUACAGACUCAUACCCAAACUAAACUUGGUUCAUUCUUGUCAAUGUGCAAAGCACCCUGCAUUAGGUCUCCUUUCUCAUAGUUUAUGAACAAAAUUACUUGCUUGCCCCUUUUUUCUUUGAUAUCUUGUUUGUCAUAAGAUAUUCACUCUGCCACUGAACAUCCUAGCCAGUGGUUGGAGACACCAUCUUAACAUGACGUAUAAAAACAUGAUGCCGUCACUGUCAAGUUUGUGUAUUAUUAUUAUUUUUUACUUCAUGUGUCUCACGUCACUGAAUGGGCACUGUUGGAGGAUAUCAGGGCCAUCACAUCGGCCCUCUGUUGUGUCAUCGAUAUUCCAAAGACGGCAGUGGGCAUGGCAUGCCAAACAGCCAACAGACCAGGGUCCGCUCAGAUGGAUUGUGGGGUUUCUGGUGUGACUUGUGUUGUCAUGACAUUUGUCUACGGUCCUCCUGCCUGUGAUGCCCUGUCAGUCACCUGGUCUUGCUGCUCCCCUCCAUCCUGUCCAUCUCAGUUUCCAAAGUCGUGGAUGGCUUGGUGACUCUUGCAGCCACUAACAUUGUACAGUUUUUAUUUUGUCUUUUAUUUUUUAUUUUACCUCUACUACCUUAAACAUAUGAACAUAUACACCUGAAAUAGGAAGCACAUUUUCUUGUCAGCGCAUAGUUCAAUAGGCAACUUCUACUCUAACUGGGUUCUGUUCACCUUGGAGAACUUCAACAUUUACACAAUAGUUCAAUAGUUUAGCUUAUGUUGUAGAUCCAGGGAAAAGCUGGGCGACAUGAAGAAACUGGUCUUGCCUCAAAUUGUACUCUCUACCCUUAAAAUCCUCCAGUCAGAAGUACGCUGAGGUGAAAUAUAUGCAUCUCUGGAAGAGCCAAAUCCCAAUGCAUUAGCUGUUUUUCUAUGCUUCCUCUCAGAGGGAAUAGAAAUGAAGUGUAGAUUAAAAAUGUAGUAAAGUAUUUUGCUCCUCAGGAGUCAUACCUAUGGAAGGUAAUUGUUCAGAUAUACAGCACCAAUGAAUAGCGAUGCUUCCAUUUAUUUUUGUCACAUCAGUUUGGGUGCAGUGUGUGUCUCUGAUUUGAAGUGCAAUCAGCCAGGUGUCUGUCUGAUGCAAAUUGGCUCUCAGCCUCUUUUCUCAGCCCGCAACUACCCCAUUUGGUGUUCACAGUUAUACCCUGGGAAAUUGUGAUGACAUUUCAAAGGCAGUGUGCAAUUUCUUUUCUUAAUGGAAUUCAAGCACAAAACACAUGAAAACGCAAUCAAAUACUUCCAUAAAAGACAUUGGGUAGAAAUAAAUGAAUGCACAACUACAUAUAUAAAUUCAUAUCUUAAAUUACCACAAUUUCAUGAAUUUGAAACAAUCCAGUCCAAAACAGAAAAAAAAGUGGAUAACAGAACAAAGGCAGAAUUAAAUGUAACUUUCCUGAAGUAUUAAAUCACUGGGUAAGUAUUGUCAAUAUACAGUAGUGAUGGCUGUAUAUUAGUGAUCUCCCUAAUACUUUUAAGUGGAGCAUUCUAAUUAUUUCUUUAUAAACCUAGCCAGUCCUUUCAGAUCUGUGAACACCAUAGGGAUGGGGCCAAAUGGAAAAGACUAGGGACCAAAAAUUUACCAGGCCCAGAGUGUGGCUCCACUGACUAGUCCAACAAAUGAGGUGCACUGAUAGUGAAGAUCUGCUAGAGGUUACUGUAUACCUGUGUUUUUGUAUUACUAUAAUUAUCAUGUUUUGGAACGGGACGAAUCGUCUCUGGGCAAAAUGAUUUGUUGUAACAAAAAAAAGGAUGUUUUACCAAUUUGCAUCAGGAACAUGCAAUAGCAAAGAAAUAGAACUAGAGCAGUGACUUAAGGAAAUGUUGAAGUCUCAGGUGUGCUUGUUUGAAAAAAAAGUGUUUACAUCUGGGGUUUUUGCAAUUGUAAUAGUUGUUUUCAACUUUAAGCAUUUCGAUCUGUUGAUGAAGCUAAUCUAUGAAAGCUGUGGCUAUUGGUAACAGUAACAUUUUAUCAGGUAGGAAAAUAAAAACAUAUACCAUGGUUGUCUUAUUAGCAGCACAGUUUCCUCUGUAGACACACUGAAAUUACCAUUGUAUUGUGGUUUGUCCCUGUUUGAAAACCAUAGCUACAUGCUGGAGAUAUUGUAGCUUUUCUGUGUCUACUCUGUUCUGUUUCCCUUUUAAGUGAGUGUGCACUAACAUUCCGUUCAUGAUUGUAUGCACACAAACACAAGACUAACAACUGUCCAGUGAAAGUACAUUUUCCUGACAAUAUAAGAAAUAUUUUAAGAGGCUUGCUUGUUAAUAGACAGUCUAUUUCUCAUUGGAAAUUAAGUUACUUUACAAUAACACAAAAAAAGGCUUUGAGAUAUUUUUGUAAAUCGCAAAAGGAACUGUUUUCAGUGACAUAGCCUAUUCCAGAUUUGAUACCGAUUAUGUAUUAUGUUGAUAGCUGUGACAAUGCUGUUAUAUGUAUUGGGAUUUAUUUAUCAUGAACUGACUUUUUAUUUUAUAACUGUUGCUAAGGAUUUAAGUUAUGAAAAGAAGAAUGUGAUCUGAAAAAUAAACAUGCCUUGAUAGAAGGA